GUGUAUGUAACAGGGAGAAAGAGUGGAGAAAAGCAACAGGAACAAAAGUUGUGGACCUGAGUGAACAGCUCUGCGGUGCUCACCCGUGAAAUGUUGUAACCAGCUCUCCGUUUGCAACAGACAGCUAGCCGUGUGCUUUGGUAGACGACGGUGGCCUCACCUUGCAUUGCGUUGCCAAAAGGCGGCUCUUGAAGCUUUUUUGGCACAUCGCGGAGACUGGAUGCGCUCGGGGACGGUUCUCUUUGGUUAACGUCAGCUAAGUUUUAACGCUAGUUAGUGGGGAAAGACGCCUCGUUUCUCGUAGAAAAUGCCUUAGAUGAAUUAAAUCCACGCAGUUUUAAUACAUUUUACCCUGUUUGUCCAUCCGUACUCGACACGUUUUGGACUUGCUCUGAGGGAAGACGUCUCCUGACCCUUGGUGACAGCAGAGGUGCAGGAAGAGGGCUGCUGAGAGGCCUGGAAAUUGAUCACUAUUUUACCUAAUCUAGCACUGGAUUAACUGGGCUGCAAUGGCGUCACCCGGAGACGUCGCUGGGGGAGGAGCUAAUGAAGAAUUCAAUGACAAAAUCAAAUCAAGAUCUGAUGAGCACGACGCAGUGCAGAAGAAAACGUUCACCAAAUGGAUAAAUGCACAAUUCUCCAAGACAGGGAAGACGCCCAUCAAAGACAUGUUCACCGAUUUGAGAGACGGGAGGAAGCUGCUGGACCUUCUGGAGGGUCUCACUGGCAGUGUCCUGAGCAAAGAGCGAGGUUCCACCAGAGUGCACUCUCUGAACAACGUCAACAAAGUACUUCAAGUCCUACAUCAAAACAAUGUGGAUCUGGUAAACAUAGGAGGGACAGAUAUUGUGGAUGGGAACCACAAGCUGACCUUGGGCCUCAUCUGGAGUAUUAUCCUUCAUUGGCAGGUGAAAGACGUCAUGAAGGAUGUUAUGUCCAACCUACAGCAGACCAACAGUGAAAAGCUCUUACUGAGUUGGGUACGACAGUGCACCCGCUCUUACCCGCAAAUCAAUGUGUUGAAUUUCACCACCAGCUGGGUGGAUGGCCUAGCUCUAAACGGCAUACUUCACCACUUCAGGCCAGACGCUUUUAGCUGGGAUAAGGUGGUCACGAUGAACCCUGUGCAGAGACUGGACCACGCCUUCACUUUCGCCAAAGACCAGCUGGGUAUUGAGAAGCUGCUGGAUCCUGAAGACGUGGCAGUGCAAGUACCAGAUAAGAAGUCCAUCCUCAUGUAUAUAACAUCGCUUUUUGCCGUGCUGCCUAAAGACGUGAGCAUGGAGGCCAUCAAAGAAGUGGAGACCCUCCCACGCAAAUAUAAAGUGGAGUCAGAAGACUCAGGUCCAGGACUCGGUGCCCAGACUGUACAGACAGAGGAGGCAGGCAGCAGUCGUCGGCCCGAGACCCCCAGCACCAUGACGGAGACAGAGGGUGAGAUGAAGGGCGGCCUGCUGGAGGGGGACCUUGACACCUACCAGACUACGCUAGAGGAGGUUCUGACUUGGCUGCUGAUGGCUGAGGAUGAUCUACAGGGUCAGGACGACGUCUCGGACGAUGUGGAAGAAGUGAAAGAGCAGUUUCACACACAUGAGACAUUUAUGAUGAAACUGACAGCGCGUCAGAGCAGUGUGGGUUAUGUGCUGCAAGCGGGUAACCAACUGAUUGCUCAAGGCAACCUAACAGAUGAGGAAGAAGAUGAAAUCCAGGAACAGAUGACCCUCCUCAAUGCCCGCUGGGAGGCUCUUAGAGUGGAAAGCAUGGACCGUCAGGCCAGGCUCCAUGAAGUCCUGAUGGAUCUUCAGCAGCAGCAGCUGCAGCAGCUUUCUGACUGGCUGACACAGACAGAGGAGCGAAUCAGGAGGAUAGAGACACAGCCAGCAGCAAAGGACAUGGAGGCCUAUAAAGAACAGAUAGAGCAACACAAAGAACUCCAGAAUGACUUGGAGGCGGAGCAAGUAAAGGUCAAUUCUUUAACACACAUGGUGGUUGUGGUGGAUGAGAAUAGCGGUGAGAGUGCCACUGCUGCCCUGGAGGAGCAAUUACAAUCUUUGGGUGAACGUUGGGGAGCCGUGUGCCGCUGGACUGAGGAAAGGUGGCACAAGUUGCAGGAAGUCUUUAUGGUUUGGCAACAGCUUCUAUCAGACCAGAGCUUGUUUAGUAUAUGGUUGGUUGAAAAAGAGGAGGCCUUGAAUGAAGUAAAGACGAGCAACUUUAAAGACUCCGGUGAAAUCAAUAUGAACGUGCGCCAGUUAGCUAUUUUAAAGGAAGACAUGGAAAAGAAAAGGAGGGCUCUGGACAAGCUGUCUGAUGCAGGACAGGAUGUGAUUCAGCUGCUGCGAAGUCCUGAGGCAGGAGCAAAGAUCGAGGCAGACACAGAGGAGCUGACACAGCGAUGGGACAGCUUGGUGCAGAAGUUAGAAGACUGCUCGUUUCAGCUAAUGGAAGCUGUGACGGAUGCUGGGAUGACUCAGGUGGAAGAACAGGUCGUUGUGGAUACAGUUGCCGUGGAUUCGGUCACUUCAAUUGACGAUCAGGACCUGGCCCCACCUGCUCCCCCAAAGAAACGUCUGAUGGAGACGGAUGCAGAAGUCAUAAGAAUGUAA
Messenger RNA from Pundamilia nyererei, 2606 nucleotides. Its product is annotated as utrophin-like. The coding region runs from base 510 to 2606 and encodes 698 amino acids. The transcript is spliced from 17 exons. NCBI's taxonomy places the organism in Eukaryota, Metazoa, Chordata, Actinopteri, Cichliformes, Cichlidae. Gene Ontology annotation, molecular function: protein binding. The record is from RefSeq and is a predicted model, not a curated record.